UACCAUCCUCGUAAAGUUUCCUAUUCAUAUACUUGUCUCCCUUCGGUAUUAUCUUCAUUUUAGGUCCCUCUUCCUUUUUCUCUUAACAUCCUCUACGCUUUCCUCCACCAAACCCUAAUCUCAUCGCAAUUCCGAUCUUAGUCUCGCCCCUUACUUAAUUCAAUUCACUCGAUUCUCUCCCCUAGCCCAAUUUGACACCCAAUUCACAGAUCUCCUUCUCUGAUAGCCAGGAACAAAAAUGUCUUUUCCACGGAAUUUCCGUUCGCAAGUAGGCACUGCUAAUGAUGACUAUCGGUCCUGCUUCAGUGGGAGCAAUUUCAGCAACAACAGGAAUCAGGGCAGGAACAAUUAUAAUAAUAGGAGUCAUUCCAAUAUCAAUGACUACAUGGGGAAAGUUUGGCAGCCUAAUGAUAAUUUCUAUAAUGUUAAGCCUCAUAAUUCCAUUCAUGUUAAUCCAAAUGGUGCCGGAGCCCCUUCUUUGAAAAGGAGAAGGUUUUCAGCUUCUACAUGGGGAGGCAGUGGGAGACACUAUGUGCUGCCUGGCAUGUAUGACACAGCCCCUUCAACCUGCAAUUAUGCAGUCCCUCCUCCCACAAGAUCCAAUGUUGAGGCCUCUGCGUCUGCUAGCUGUAAACGUGACUGCUCACUAUUAGAAGAUGAUGAACCAGUCUUCAUGUCAAGGGAAGAGAUUGAGAGACACUCCCCGUCAAGGAAGGAUGGUAUUGAUGCACUUCGUGAAGCUCAUUUGCGGUACUCGUAUUGCACCUUCCUUCAGAAUCUUGGAUUGCGACUUGACUUGCCACAAACAACUGUUGGCACUGCCAUGGUUCUAUGCCACCGGUUUUUUGUUCGACAAUCACAUGCUUCCCAUGAUAGAUUUGUGAUUGCUACUGCUGCUCUCUUUCUUGCUGCAAAGUCUGAGGAAACUGCACGCCCUUUGAACAAUGUGCUGAGAGCAUCUUGUGAAAUUUCCCAUAAGCAGGAUAUUUCUUUCUUGUCCUAUCUGCCCUCUGCUGAUUGGUUUGAGCAGUAUCGAGAACGAGUAAUUGAGGCUGAGCACAUGAUACUGUCUACUCUAAAUUUUGAGCUUAAUGUGCAGCAUCCAUAUGCUCCUCUUACGUCCAUUCUUAACAAAUUAGGUCUUUCACAAACUGUUUUGGUCAAUCUGGCAUUAAGCUUGGUCAGUGAAGGGCUUCGAAGCUCACUGUGGCUUCAAUUCAAACCUCAUCAUAUUGCUGCUGGAGCUGUCUACCUUGCUGCUAAGUUUCUGAAUUUGAAUCUUGUUUUCUAUCAAAAUAUAUGGCAAGAGUUUGAAACAACACCCGCAAUUAUUCAAGAUGUAUCGCAGCAAUUGAUGGAGCUCUUCUGAGAAGGCUAGCCGAACCCUAGUAGGCUGCAUGUUGAUGUCGCUUUCCAGGUCUUGUUGGUAAAUAUUCUUGUAAUGUGUGACAUGUGAGUUACUAAGUGAUGAUAACGACAAUCAUCGGUAUAGUAUAGUUUAGGUUUCGAUGCAAGAAGGUUGAUGACUUUGAUGGAACGAUAAAGAUCACCAGUGACCAGUAUGCAAAUUAGAGGAGAUGAUCCAUCUGUUCGAAGGACUGGUGGUAGAACUACACGUUAAAGAAGCAUUGAAAUGAGUUUUUUUUUUCUUCGAAAAAAGGGUGAUCCCCUUCUCUCCUAGCAUUUCUUGAAAGAUAAUUCUUUUUUCUUUUUCUUUUUCUUUUUUUUUCCCAGUGCUGGGUUUCAUUAAACAAAUUUAGGCAUCUUACUUUGGUAAUUUAUGAGACCGACAAGAAGAAAUUACUAGAUGGUUUCACAAAUUUGGGCGGUUCUUAUUUUUGGGUGCAUGUUUCCACUUCUCUUGGAUUGUGGCAUGCCCAAUGCACGUUUUGAUAGGUGGGUGUAUGGUUAUGAAAAGUGAACUUGCUACAACACAUUUUGCUA
Molecule: messenger RNA, 1944 nt
Organism: Alnus glutinosa
Lineage: Eukaryota; Viridiplantae; Streptophyta; Magnoliopsida; Fagales; Betulaceae
Product: cyclin-T1-4-like
Exons: 7
Coding region: 239-1369 (376 amino acids)
Biological process (GO): positive regulation of DNA-templated transcription, elongation; regulation of transcription by RNA polymerase II
Cellular component (GO): cyclin/CDK positive transcription elongation factor complex; nucleus
Molecular function (GO): cyclin-dependent protein serine/threonine kinase activator activity
Source: RefSeq, a predicted model, not a curated record